AGGGUGGGGACUGAGAAAGUUUUGUGAAAAAGCUUGAAGUCUGAGAGAGAAGAGCACACAAAUAGAAAGGCAGAGGGAGAAAACUGUUCUCAGAAGCAAACUACAAACUGGAGAAUCAUUUCCAGUGCCUUUUUCCUGAUGCUGCCUGUGUGUUUUUGUGUAAGAGGCAGGGGGAUGGACAUCACUGUGCUCAUGUUGCUGCUGGCCAUGCUGCAAUGCUCAUAUUGCUUUAGUGAGCUGAGAGCCAGGGAUCCAGAUGUAGAGGAAAAAGAAAAGGCAGAGCUUAAAAGCAACUUUAGCCCAGCUAACACCAUGGUUCCACUUGAAUAUGAGCAUCUCAGCAGAUCUGGACAAAUGGAUACUCAGGUGGAGAGACCUGAGAAGCCUUUGACCUUUUUGAGCGAGAGUUUACAUCAGCCUGCAGGCACAGGGAACUGGUGUACAUUUGUUCAUCAGCGUUUGAUAAACACGGCUGAGCUCAGUGGUGCUGAGGAGCAUAAAGAGAGUACUGAUCAGCUCUCCUCACAUCCUAUGUAUAGACAGAAGAAGAAAACUAAUAAUGCAUUGUAUUGGAAAUGCUGCCCAGGCCAUGGAGGCUACUUCUGUCAGGAGACAGUGGCUUCAACAAGAAUAGGUCAACCACACACAGAAUCAACCCCAACAGACGUUUCACCGGAUGAUAACUCAGAUUCUGGCAGCGCUGGAGCUAUUCCUCCUUCUCCUUCUUCUCCUUCUUUUCCUUCUAUGCCUUUCAUGGAUUCGAGCAGCAUGGCAAUUCAUCAAAUAUUUGCAGCAGUAAUGACCCAACUUCAGCCAGUGCUGAAUGGCUUUAAUCAUACUUUGGAGAAUUUGUCCAGAAAGGUGGAAGACUUCUCUGUAGAAUUGAACAAUCUGAAGAAUGAACAAGAGAGUAUGUCCAAAACAAGGCAUGCACAUGAAGAAAAAUAUAAGAAGGACCUUGAAGACAACUUGGAACAGAUACAUCAGAUAUGGACAGAGUUGGACUCACAACAAAAAGAAAUAGAACAAACAGUACACUUGCAACAAGAACGUCUGCUUCAUAAUAUGACUAGUCUGCAGGACAGAAUUUACCACUGUAUGAACGUGAGUCAUGAGGAAAUACAGGUGAGUUUAGAGUCCCUGAAUAAAUCCAUGGAAGAAAUUCAACUUAAUCAUGAAAGGCUGCAGGAGACAACAGAGGGAGAACAUGAUCUCACACUUAAUGCUAGUGAAAGCCAGUCACAGCUGGAGACUAGUAUGUGGGAGGCAAUCAGUAGUCUGGACAUGAAAGUGCUCAAUAACACAAUGGAGCUCAUUCCUCUCACUGAAAACUCCAAACAUUUGAUUAAUAUUGUCCAGAAGUUAGACCAUAACUUGAGGAACCUGAGUCAACACCUGGAGUACAUCAGCCACAACACAGAGGUCCAUUUGGCACAGAUUGGCCUUGAAGUAGAGGCAGCUAGAGUUGGUACUCAGAAAAUAGUUAAUGAACUAGCUUCUAAUCACAGUACACUAGAGAGAGAUUUGCGAGAUAUUCAACUUGAUGUGGACAAUAUCUAUCAGCAUGUCCAAAAUAAUGAGCUUGCCACAGUAGGUGAGGUUUGCAGCUGUAAAGAAAUCAGUGAGUCAUUGAUUAAGUUGGAAUCUAAGGUUACUAAUGUCACAAACCUCGCUAAAGAAAACCAGUAUGCCCUGGAAGAUGUUGAGGCGAAGAAAGGACUUGGCCAGUGGCCCCUUGAAGUUGAAGAUCUCCGUCAAGGCCUGUGGAGUGUGAGAGAAUCACUAGCAUUUGAGCAAGUAAAAAGAAAAACUCUUUAUGACAACCUGGCCCAGUUAAAAAGUUCUCUCCAGGACAGCCAAAAGGAGAUCACUGGGCUUAAAGGCCAAUUUGUCGCUAAGGAAGCAGAAAUUAGACACAUCUCUGCAUCAUUCACUUCUUUACUCAAGGACGCCAUCCGCCACUCUGAUGUUCUUGAGGUGCUUUUAGGAGAUGAGGUAAUGGAGUUCACAAGCUGGACCGAGAGCCAGCAGAAAGAGCUUGCUAUUCCUGUACUGCUGCAGAAAAUGCGUCUGAUGCAAGAAAAGAUCGAUAGUCAUGAUUAUAGCUUGACCACUUUAAGGAAGAACAGUGCCAGUGCUCAAAUGACUAAUGAUGACCCUGUGGCAUUUACAGAAUGGAGCCUCACAAAAGACCAGGGGAGUAAUACUGAAGAUCAGAGAGACAUUUUAACAGACAUUUCCAGAAGGGAGGAUGAUGAUGACUACUCAGUUAGUGACUUCUGGAGCCUUGGCAAGGAAGUGGAGCAGCUUGCUAACAGACUCAGCAUGCUGGAACAGCAACCAUGCAACUGCACUGCUGCCCCCAGUGGUGUUGUAAUGGAACUGCAGAGAGAUUUUAUAAUCCUGCAACAAACUCUGGAGGCUCAUCUGAGAACUUUCCAGACCUUAUUCGUAUAUACAGAAGAGCUAGCUGGGUCAUCUGGGGGUGUGAACUUGGACCAGCUGCAGACCAUGCUGAGAAAAGAGAGGAAGAGAAAGAAGGGACAAAAUAUGCAGAAAAAUGGAGAGACAAGCAGCAUGCGCAGUAAAAGGCACACUGGGAAAGAGUAAUGACAUUUCUGGUGGUUAUUAACACCACAUAUACUGAUAGCUUCUGGACUUGUAGGAGAUUUGUCAGUUCAAAUCCUGGAAAUAAAAAUUCCAGAUGAUGCAUCUUAUUAAUGCAAAAAAAUCUUUUAGAUGGUGAGAUGUUUAUACUUUCUUUUGAAAAGUAGGAGGAAUGCAGCCCUAUACUGCAAAAUAGUUUAAGUGGUACACACUUUGUAAGAAAAACCCUUCCAAAGGUUCUUACAUUUGUUAAACAAAAAAGGUUCUACUUUGACAUACUCAGCUGUGCAAAGAGACAGAGAAAAAAUCCCAUAAUAGCAUCCCAUGUAGCAAAAAUGGUAAGAAUCCUAAGGGUAAAAAAAAAAAAAAAAAACUAAUUUGUUUUACAGAAGCCUAUACACUACUUUAAUGCUAUAAUGCCUCUUAAUUAAAAUUUCUAGGUCUCUAGGUCUGGAUGACCUAUUAGAAAUAUUAACACGAAACAUUCCUGUGUAUUUUGGGUAUCUAGUGUCGCUUUUAGAAAUUAAUGGUUGCUCACUGUAAUUAGUAUCUGAGGAGACAUUACAUCCAGUUUAUACCAAUUGUUUAAGUAGAUUAUUGCCAAAUCACCUGGAAUUAGCUUUGGAAAUGUAAGUAAAAAUGCUAUAACAGCCCUCUCCGUCUUUUUCAUACGAAUACAGCCAUCGCUUUGUGGUUUUCACCAUUGGUCUGAAUCGGCUGCAAGGUGUUUCUAAACCAUGGCAGUGCAGUUCAUUAUCAGAAGUGUGUCAUGGUCCCCACCUUGGCAUCUACCUGACAUUAGAGUCAUUUUUAUCCCUAAGUAAGAAAGAUAUUCCUUGGGUGUCUACAGGAAGGGGAGGUAAGGCUUAUAAGCCAGGAAUGUCUCCUAAAGCUUGAGAUGGAUGAUCAUGCUGGAGCAUGUGAAGAGAACACUGGUCCAAAUGCAGGAUUAAUCACACACAUUCUUCUGUUUUACACAGAGGAUUAGGAAAUGACAGAGAACUAGUAACUUGGAGUUACUGUGUGCAAUCCAAAUGCCAAAGAUGACGUUCUAUGCUUUUGUGUUGAAGAUCUUCGUAUUCAGGUGCCCCCUUGUGGCCAUUUACAAAGAAAACCAUACACAGGUCCUGCUGAUUGACCUUUAAAGAAGGGCAAGCUCUCAAUUUAAAGAGCAUAUCCACAACCAAGCUCCCUGAUGUCGAGCUAUGAUCGAAGCGUGCAAGAGAGGCAGUGAGAUACCCAAUGGCUAUGUGUUGCCCACCCUCCAAAAACGCUAGCGGUUUGUAGGAUCGGUUAUUAAUUAAUUGUUAAAUUCUCAAUCGGUUGAUACAUAUUUGUGUUUUAUAUUUUGUAUUGAGUUUGUAACAAUACAUUUAUUUGCUAGCAAGUUUUGAAUAUACACAGCUUUUUAAAAGAUCCAAUUAAAUAAUCCGUGCUACUAGUUUAAUGUGGGUAUAAAGUCUAACAAUUUUGAACCAAAUAUGAUUAUCACUUUUUCUAGACUCUGCGUGCUCAAAAUAAAGGACUAUGCUUCUCUUA
Molecule: messenger RNA, 4146 nt
Organism: Silurus meridionalis
Lineage: Eukaryota; Metazoa; Chordata; Actinopteri; Siluriformes; Siluridae
Gene: mmrn2b
Product: multimerin 2b
Exons: 6
Coding region: 139-2610 (823 amino acids)
Molecular function (GO): protein binding
Source: RefSeq, a predicted model, not a curated record